Molecule: messenger RNA, 1156 nt
Organism: Mollisia scopiformis
Lineage: Eukaryota; Fungi; Ascomycota; Leotiomycetes; Helotiales; Mollisiaceae
Exons: 1
Coding region: 184-723 (179 amino acids)
Source: RefSeq, a predicted model, not a curated record
GACUGUUCAGCGUAUGAAAUAGCUAAAGUGAGAUACGCACAGCAGCUUGAUAAUCACCGAACUAGUAGUACUUGCACUAGAAUACGAGAUAACACUCGAUCGCCUUCCAAAAUUGGCACGAGGCUGGAGUCUGGACCAGUAAGUCUUCUAUCUAGGUGGCCAUGACCAACAAAUAUCGCAGCGAUGUAUUGCUGGUUCGACGCGCUGAGUUUGUUGAAGGAGCAACGUUCGUGUUUAAUCCACACGGAACUCACAGAUGAUAAUGGCAAUACCCCAUGGGAUUGCUUCGUGUUUGUUCAUAGCGUUCAGCCUACGCAUCUUGGCUUAAAACAGCCGAGCAAUGCGGAACGCGAAGCCUUCGAAGAUCUAUACAAAGCUCACCGAAACGGCAGGUUGCAGAACGAGAUAGAGUAUCUCGAGAUCGCCUUCGGAGAGGUCAUUAAUAGACAGAGCAAGGAGGCAAUCACGACAUUAUCGCGGUUAUCCGAAGACAUGAAAAAGCAGCGGAAUCUUGUUGCUGCUGAAACAUACCGAGUAAUAAGCCUGCAGAUACGACAGAAUAUGUGGGAGGCUGCGAUUGAGGCUGUCAGAGAGAGAUUCGAGGCGCUACAGGCAGAAAUGAAAAGCUCUCCUUGGGACAGAGAGGUGCGAGUUGAUAAUAUGCGGAUAAGUCAUCUCAAAGUAGUAGAGAAAAAGGCGAUUAUGACUGGAGGGAGGAUAUAGAAAGGCAGUCAGUAAAUCAUUUUCGCGGUGGAUUCUGAAUAAGUUCUUCGCUUGUCGUAACUCUCAGUAAAAGCAGCCAAUCAAUUCAGACGGCGCCGGAGACAUUAAAGUCACUAAACCCUGUGGAAACAUUUGCGCUCUUAGCGAGCUGACAGCCCUAUGGUCAGCACUACUGAAUAGGGGGAUGCGCCAUCGAAGGUCUCUGCAUAAAGAGGUCCUUUUUCGAGCUUCAAACUCCAUGUAUGCCUUUGGAAUUUUGAUUUGACGAAUUAUCUCGAGACAGAUACCGACAUGGCUUACACGCAGCAUCAUGUUUGGCUUCUCGUCCCGGCUUGGGGACACAUCACGAGUGGAAAUGCACUCAUGGUGCGCAUGUUGCAGUUGAAUCCGUCGCUAGUGACCACGGUUGUGCAUCAUGCUAUGACUUGUAAGC